AGGCUGCCUAAGGUCAUCAUCUAAAAAUAGUGUAAAAGAUCCUUCAUUCUCGUAGUGUUAUGGAAAAUGGCAGAUGAUUUAACAGUUCAUAUUCGUGGAUCCGACCGUUUCAAUCCAAUUACAUAUCAGGGUAUUAAUAGAUCUUUUCAAGCAAUUAGCGUAGCAAUCUCUGUAGUACCUGCUCUGGAUACAAAUUAACAAAAACCCAUCUGCUGCUUAUAAUUCGAUAACUCACGGUACAACCAUCAGCAGACUGAUUUCUGAAGAUUCCGCGCCAGACGAAGUACCACUGAUAAUGCACGAGGACGGAUUUGAGAGUGAAAAUGAGAGCCUUACUCGUAAAGGUGUGAAGAAACAGGGAUGCCUUGCCCGCCUCUUCUGCUGUAGCUGGAAAUGUUGUUGCAGCUGCUGUAUAGCAAUACACAGAUGUUUCACAAGGAGCAAAGAGUUGCAACCAAGGACUGUGUGGCUAGGUCGCAAAGGACCCCACGAAGAAAAUUAUGCUGCAAACAAGAUUCGCAAUCAAAAAUACAAUAUAAUCACAUUUUUACCAGUGGUAUUAUUCAACCAAUUCAAGUUUUUCCUGAAUUUUUACUUCCUUCUUGUUGCUUUAUCACAAUUUGUACCGUCGCUUAGGAUUGGAUAUCUAUAUACAUAUUGGGCUCCAUUGGGUUUUGUUAUAUUUGUUACCGUGUGUCGAGAAGCACUAGACGAUUUACGUAGGUACCGGCGGGAUAAGGAAGUCAACUCACAAAAAUAUAAAAAGUUAACUCCCAAUGGAAUCGUGGAAGUUCCAAGCUCAGACAUUCAAGUGUCAGAUCUUAUAUAUGUAGAGAAGAAUCAACGUGUACCUGCUGAUAUGAUAUUCGUAAGAACAACUGAAAAAACAGGUGCUUGUUUUAUAAGGACAGAUCAAUUAGAUGGUGAGACAGACUGGAAAUUAAGGCUAGCUGUCAGUCAAUGUCAAAGGUUACCAAAAGAUGAGGACUUGUUUGACAUUGAAGCAAAUGUGUUUGCUGAGAAACCACAGAAAGCAAUACAUAGUUUUGUUGGCACGUUCUCUCGUGUGGACGGCGUGAAACAACAAGACCCCUUAGGCAUUGAAAAUACGUUGUGGGCUAAUACUGUUGUUGCCUCAGGUACUGCUCUUGGGUUGGUUAUAUACACUGGCCGGGAAAGCAGAGCCGUUAUGAACACCUCCUACCCCCACUCCAAGGUGGGUCUCAUAGACGAGGAGCUGAACAACCAAACCAAAGUGCUUUUUAUUGGAACCUUGGUCUUGUCCAUUGUAAUGAUUGCUCUAAAGGGAUUUGAUGGCCCAUGGUACCGCUAUUUUUUGCGAUACGUCCUCUUGUUCUCCUCCAUCAUUCCGCUUAGUUUGCGUGUCAAUCUGGAUAUGGGUAAAAUUGUAUACUCUUUCCUAAUACAAAGAGAUAAAGAAAUACCAGACACGGUGGUGAGAACGACGACUAUACCAGAAGAAUUGGGUCGUGUUUCCUAUUUACUCAGUGACAAGACAGGAACACUCACCGAAAAUGCAAUGAUUUUUAAGAAACUUCAUCUUGGUACAGUUGCCUUUGGUCAAGAAUCCAUGGACGAGAUGUGUGCGCAUUUAUUAACUGCUUUUUCCCAGUCAAAACAUGGCACAGGAACCCCGGGGGCAACCCCUGCCAAAAGAUCAACGACAAGGCGGACUGUGGUGACUCGAUGCUACGAAGCAGUUAAGGCCUUAGCGUUGUGUCACAAUGUGACUCCGGUAUACGAAGAUGAAGAUGAUUCCGAGACAGUAGAAGCUGACAGAGACCAAAAUGUGAACGUUGUUUACCAAGCUGCCAGUCCAGAUGAGGUUGCUCUGGUGUCAUGGACAGAGAGUGUGGGCGUGGCCCUAGUGAAGCGUGACCUAACGACCAUGCAGUUGCGUACGCCCCAAGGAGAGCUCAUGCUCUACACUAUCCUUCAGAUCUUCCCGUUCACCUCCGAGAGUAAACGUAUGGGAAUUAUCGUCAGGGAGGAGAAAACUGGUCAGAUUUUGUUUUACAUGAAGGGUGCUGAUACUGUGAUGUCAACCAUUGUGCAGUAUAAUGAUUGGCUAGAUGAAGAGUGUGGAAACAUGGCAAGGGAAGGCCUUCGAACUUUGGUUGUAGGAAAGAAGAAACUAACUGAAGACCAGUAUAAUGAUUUUGAAAGUCGUUACAAUCAUGCAAAGCUAAGCAUGGUAGAUCGUGGAAGUAAGGUGGCAGCCGUGAUAGAAAGCCUCGAGAGGGACAUGGAACUACUAUGCCUUACAGGGGUGGAAGACAGGCUUCAACAGGAUGUUAGGCCAACACUUGAACUACUCCGUAAUGCUGGCAUUAAAAUUUGGAUGUUGACCGGAGAUAAGUUAGAAACAGCAACAUGCAUUGCAAAAAGUUCUCGUCUUGUUGGGCGUACGCAUGAUAUAUACACAUUCAAGAAUAUAGCCAACAGAGCAGAAGCACAUCUUGAACUAAACGCCUUCCGUAAGAAGAACGAUAGUGCUCUUAUCAUCCUUGGCGACUCCCUUGAUGUUUGUUUACGAUAUUAUGAACAUGAAUUCAUGGAGUUAGCUGUACAGUGUCCUGCAGUGGUCGUCUGUCGCUGUUCUCCAACACAAAAAGCCGGCAUCGUCAACUUGAUACGAACACACACAGGCAAAAGAACUUGUGCAAUAGGUGAUGGUGGAAAUGAUGUCAGUAUGAUCCAAGCAGCUAAUGUUGGUAUUGGUAUCGUUGGAAAGGAAGGGAAACAGGCGUCACUGGCUGCCGACUUCUCCAUCACGCAAUUCAAGCACGUGGGACCACUAUUGAUAGUUCAUGGACGCAAUAGUUACAAGCGUUCGGCUGCUCUUAGUCAUUUCGUGAUGCAUCGUGGCUUGAUCAUCUCAACAAUGCAGGCCAUUUUCUCGUCCGUAUUUUAUUUCUCAUCUGUUGCACUUUAUCAGGGAAUUUUGACAGUUGGAUAUGUGACGGCUUACACUAUGCUACCCGUGUUUCUACUUGUACUCGACCAAGAUGUUACACCAGAAACAGCUAUGCUCUACCCGGAAUUGUAUAAAGAUUUAUUAAAGGGUCGGGAGUUAUCAUUCAAAAUGUUCUUUGUUUGGGUGUUGAUCAGUAUAUUUCAAGGGGGUGCCAUCAUGUAUGGCGCUCUCUGGCUGUUCAGUGGGGAGUUCAUUCACAUCGUUGCGAUCUCUUUCACAUCGCUAAUCAUCACCGAGUUAUUAAUGGUUGCGUUGACGAUACGCACGUGGCAUUGGCUGAUGGUGGUAGCUGAAUUACUAAGUUUGUGUAUCUACGUCGCUUCCUUAUUUAUAUUCGAUGAAUACUUUGAUCGUGAAUUCAUCACAACCUGGCCGUUCUGGUGGAAAGUGACCGUGAUAACCUUGUUCAGUUGCGUACCGCUCUACAUUCUUAAGUACCUUCGUAAGAAGUUCAGUCCGCCAAGUUACUCCAAGCUCUCAGAGUGAUGAGCAAUUUUUAGCGGCUGUAGAACAACAGCUACGAUGGAGCCAUGAUGUUUCUGAAAAGUUAAUCUGAUUAAUUAAUUUUUUUUAUGUCUGCAAUUUUCUUUGUGGUGAGAAAUCUAUUUAUUUAGGCAUGAAAUUACGUACAAAAUUGAAAAUGCAGCCAACAGGCUGAAAUUACAUGUAUAGACCUAGUAAUAUUUAAGCCUAAUAGUAAUUAGGUAAUUGGAUGUGCAAUCGUUAGCAAAAAAAUGUUUAAUUAUUCCUCAUCUAGCUGGCCUAACGAUAAACAAUGAUAAUCUACUGUUUGAAUCAACACUUGGUGUUGCUAUGACCAUAUACAGUCUUGUGUAUGGGUUUUGUAAGCCUUGAUUUUACAAAAUAUGAACUUCCUUAAUUCACAUGUGAAGUUGAAUUUGUCUUGUCUGUAGGUUUCAUUGUUUAUCUGUUUGAAUAAAAAUAUUUUCGUGUAAAAGUCUUCCUUGUCGGAAGUUAAACUAAUCACUCUGAAAUUCAAGGACUUGAAAACUAGUGCUAGCAUUUUAUAAACCUUGGUAAACUCUCAAAUAGACAGGGGCCAGCUUUAUGAGAAUCUUGGCAAGCACUGAAAAUCCAAGGCUAGCCUAUUCAGAACCAGGGCUAGAAUUUUGAUUAGCAAUAGAGAACCAGGGCCAGUAAUUCCAAGAACUAGGGACCAGCAUUCUAGGGGCCUACCAAUAUCUCUGAACCUGGGACUAGCACUGUUGGAGCUAGGGGGAGCAUUCAAAGAGCAUGAGCUAGCAUUUUUAAGAUCAAAAAAUAAAUAAAAUUGGGGCCUUUUUUUUAAUUGAUAGUGGGAGUGCAUAGACCAUGUGGAUUUAUGGGAGAAUCCUGUGACCCCUGUGACCCACAGGAGAGUUAUAUAGAGCAUCACAUCCUUUAACUGACAAGUUGCUCAUAUUUGGAUGAUAAAUGGAAUAAAUCCCAUCAAUUAUUAUUUUAUUCUCUUAUUUCCUUAUUCUUUAAAACUGACAAAAAAUACAUGUAAAUGAUAAUUUUUACUUUCGCUGUAGAUAUAAUAUAUAUACAUAUUUAAGAACGAUGGUAGAUAUUUUGUUAUGUUUAUUGGAGUAUUUUUUAUGUACAGGGACUCUAAUAAAAUUUUGUCUUGUGGAAGAUUUUUUUCAUAGGGAGAUUAAAUCAAAUUAGAAAAAAAAAUGAUUUGUCCUUUUAGGUAUUUAAUAGAUUGAAAUGGUCUGAUGGUAAAGGUAGCAAGUUUUUCCGUGUUUACUGAUAUACCUUUACAGAAACAGUAAUGAAAAACCAAACAUUGUCCGGUGUGUUUAACAAAAAUCUGAUAUUAUAUGUCGCUGUCUGGGUAAAGCACACACAAAAUAUUGACUUUAUGUGUAUAUAUAGCUAGGUGCAACUGAAUGUAAAAUGUUCUUAUGCUGAAUACAUAGUCACACUUUGAGAGAUUGGCUAUUGCAGAGUUCUCUGUAAAUACACUGUGUAAUAAAAUACAUACUUAUCAUAUGUAUUUCUGAUUAAAUAUCUUAUGGAGUAGUCAUAAGAUUCAUAUAGCACUAGAGGAAAUACUAGUUGGAAAUUAGGCAGCUCUGCAACCUUGUGUAACAUGUAACACCCGUUAUUCAUGCAAUGUAAGGUUUACAGACCAGAGAAAUCUUGGACCAGUCUCCACUGUCUGUUGCAAUCUGUUUUACAAACUUUUUUUACUACAGUGCUCAAGUUUUUGGUUUCUGAAAAGUUAACACCUUGCUUAACGGUAUAGUUUAUGAAAAUUGUCGACUAAUGAAUUGUACAUGUUUCAGUGAAUAUUUGCUCUUUAUUCUAAAUCUUAUUAUUUAUUGUUUUGUUAUUUUAUUUUUUUAUUAUAUUUAUUAUUUAUUGUUCAUUUUUUAAUUCAAUAUUUACUAAAUGUUUGUUUAUUUUUUAUUUUUCAAUUAUUUAGGCCUAGUUUAAAUUACUUUCCAUAUUUUAGUGUUACAAUAUUCAUUCUGUACAAAUUCAUUUGCUGGAAAAAUGAAUAUUAUGAGAUUGGCUAACAAAAUGAAUUGCUCCGAUCAGUCAGUCUGUCAUUUCAAGGCCACUGGCCAUUUUUUUACACUUGUAAUAAAUUACUAAGCAUUUUAAUAAAAAUAACAAGCACAUUAGAAGCAUUAUCCAUUAAUGUUGUGAUUUUAUAAGUCAUAUGGGAAAACAUAUUUCCCCCUAAAAUUUUACAUUACCCCUCAUUUUCGCCCACUAGCACUGCCACUGCAUGUAAGCUCACUCCCUACUUUAUAUCCUUAUACUGUCGUCCUGAAAUUUAACUUUUUAUUAUAUAUAAUUACUGUAAUUUGGUAUGCAAUAUUUUGCAAUAAUUCCAGGGAUUCUAGUUUCAUUCUAAACUUUGAAUUAAAUAAUUGAAUAUUAAUUAUGAUAUACAACCUAAUUAAAGUUAUGUUCUGUACAUUGUUGGAUUUAUUGUAAUUUAGGAGUCACUAAAAUGCAUAUUAAGAUUUAAGUAUAUAUAUAUUAUAUUUUAGAUAUUAAUAUUUGCACGACUAGGAAUACUCGCCAGGGAGUGAUGGAGGUUAAACUUUGUGAGUGGCUAUUAAAUAAUCCUGUGACAAGGGGGUACUAAUUACUGAUAAGUACUGAUAUAGAU
Molecule: messenger RNA, 6131 nt
Organism: Anneissia japonica
Lineage: Eukaryota; Metazoa; Echinodermata; Crinoidea; Comatulida; Comatulidae
Product: probable phospholipid-transporting ATPase IIB
Exons: 22
Coding region: 296-3484 (1062 amino acids)
Biological process (GO): endocytosis; phospholipid translocation; retrograde vesicle-mediated transport, Golgi to endoplasmic reticulum
Cellular component (GO): endosome; trans-Golgi network; plasma membrane
Molecular function (GO): ATP binding; magnesium ion binding; ATPase-coupled intramembrane lipid carrier activity
Source: RefSeq, a predicted model, not a curated record